Messenger RNA from Zasmidium cellare ATCC 36951, 1482 nucleotides. RefSeq lists its product as uncharacterized. Gene Ontology annotation, molecular function: aldehyde dehydrogenase (NAD+) activity. Bases 1 to 1482 code for a protein of 493 amino acids. The record is from RefSeq and is a predicted model, not a curated record. NCBI's taxonomy places the organism in Eukaryota, Fungi, Ascomycota, Dothideomycetes, Mycosphaerellales, Mycosphaerellaceae. The transcript has 3 exons.
AUGUCAUCGACCAAGAUCCUCCUCCCAAACGGCACAGAAUACGAGCAGCCAAUAGGUCUAUUCAUCAACAAUGAAUAUAUCGGAGGAACAGGAGACUCAUUCGAGGUCAUCGACCCGAGCAUUGACAAGCCCAUCCUAUCGUUGAAAGGUGCAUCAACUGCAGACGUUGACACAGCCGUGAGUGCUGCCCGGAAAGCUUUCGACGAAGGGCCAUGGUCAGAGAUCAAUCCGAAGGAAUGCUCGAAGCAGCUCUUCAAACUUGCCGCCAUCAUCGAUCAAAAUCGCAGUCUGAUAGCAGCUAUCGAUGCUUAUGACCUUGGCAAGCCGUACGAGGCCGCUUUGGCGGGUGAUCUGGAUGAAUCUGUCAAUGUGUUCGAGUAUUAUGCUGGCUGGGCCGACAAGAUCGAUGGCAAAUCGAUAGAAACCUCUGUCGAGAAGCUAUGCUACACUGUUCAGGAGCCACUCGGAGUCUGCGCACAGAUCAUCCCCUGGAACUUUCCUUUCAUGAUGUUGGCGUGGAAGGUCGCACCGGCGCUCGCAUGUGGCAACGUGGUUGUGCUCAAACCAGCUGAGCAGACACCUCUCUCCGCCAUGUUCUUUGGCAAGCUCGUACAAGAAGCCGGGUUUCCUCCUGGUGUUGUCAACAUCCUUCCUGGAAUUGGCUCUGUCACGGGCAAAGCACUUGCUGAACACCACGAUGUUGACAAGAUCGCCUUCACAGGAUCAACAGCAACUGGUCGAUCGAUCAUGCGCUCAGCGGCGAGCAAUCUUAAGAACAUCACCCUUGAAUGCGGCGGCAAGAGUCCUUUAAUAGUCUUUGAAGAUGCCGAGCUUGAAAAUGCGGUCCAUUGGGCCCAUGUCGGCAUCAUGGACAAUUCCGGCCAGGUCUGCACUUCGACAUCCAGGAUCUACGUUCAAGAGCGGAUUUACGACUCCUUCGUCAAAGCGUUCACGGCGUAUACGGAGAGGAAUGCUCAUAUCGGUGGACCGUUCGAAGAAGGCGUCACGCAUGGUCCUCAAGUCUCAAGGGUGCAGUCCGACAAGGUGGUGGCGUACAUGGAGCAAGCAACACGAGAUGGCGCAAAGGCGAUCAUCGGCGGCCACAGGCUAGACCGGGAUGGCUACUUCAUUGAGCCAACAGUAUUCGUGAAUGCGGAUGAGAAAAGUACCAUUGUGAAGGAAGAGGUCUUUGGCCCAGUUGUCACCAUCUCGUCCUUCAACACAGAUGCAGAUGCCAUCGCCAAGGCCAACGACUCACCCUACGGGCUGGCCGCCGCACUUUUCACCGAAAAAGUCUCGCGUGCGCAUAGGGUAGCACGCAGACUGAAGGCGGGAAUGGUAUGGAUCAACUCGAGCGGUGACUCUCAUUAUGGCAUCCCGUUUGGUGGGUACAAAUCGAGUGGGAUAGGGCGAGAGCUGGGCAGUUACGCGCUCGACGCAUAUACGCAGACGAAGGCCGUGCAUGUCAACUUGGCGAUGUAA